AGCGCGGGCAGCGGCGGGUGGCGGGCGGAUCGGGCCGCGGCUUUCCUUCACGAUGGGGGACGUGCUGUCCACGCACCUGGACGACGCCCGGCGCCAGCACAUCGCAGAGAAAACUGGAAAGAUCCUGACGGAGUUCCUUCGAUUCUAUGAGGACCAGUAUGGCGUCGCCCUGUUCAACAGCAUGCGGCACGAGAUCGAGGGCACCGGGGCGCCGCAGGCCCAGCUGCUCUCGCGGAAGGUGCCGCUGGAUGAGCGCAUCAUCUUCUCGGGGAACCUCUUCCAGUACCAGGAGGACAACAAGAAGUGGAGGAACCGCUUCAGCCUUGUGCCCCACAACUACGGGCUGAUCCUCUAUGAGAACAAAGUGGCCUAUGAGCGGCAGGUCCCACCCCGAGCUAUAAUCAACAGCGCAGGCUACAAAAUCCUCACCUCCAUGGACCAGUACCUGGAGCUGGUUGGCAACUCCUUACCAGGGAUCACUUCGAAAUCAGGCACUGCUCCCAUCCUUAAGUGCCCCACGCAGUUCCCACUCAUCCUCUGGCACCCUUCUGCACGGCACUACUACUUCUGCAUGAUGACGGAAGCUGAGCAGGAAAAGUGGCAGGCUGUCCUGCAGGACUGCGUCCGGCACUGUAACAAUGGGAUCCCUGAAGACUCCAAGGUGGAGGGCCCUGCGUUCACCGACGCCAUCCGCAUGUACCGCCAGUCGAAGGAGCUCUACGGCACCUGGGAGAUGCUGUGUGGGAACGAGGUGCAGAUCCUGAGCAACCUGGUGAUGGAGGAGCUGGGCCCUGAGCUAAAGGCAGAGCUCGCCCCUCGGCUGAAGGGGAAGCCACAGGAGCGACAGCGGCAGUGGAUCCAGAUCUCAGACGCCGUGUACCGCAUGGUAUACGAGCAGGCCAAAGCGCACUUUGAGGCGGUGCUGUCCAAGCUGCUGCUGGCCCGGCCGGCCAUGGAGGCGGUCAUCCGCACUGACAUGGACCAGAUCAUCACCUCCAAGGAGCACCUGGCCAGCAAGAUCCGAGCCUUCAUCCUCCCCAAGGCGGAGGUGUGUGUCCGGAACCACGUCCAGCCCUACAUCUCGUCCAUCCUGGAGGCCCUCAUGGUGCCCACCAGCCAGGGCUUCAACGAGGUGUGGGACAUUUUCCUGAAGGAGGUCACCGACAUGAACCUGAACGUCAUCAACCAGGGUGGAAUAGACAAGCUGGGCGAGUACAUGGAGAAACUGUCCCAGCUGGCGUAUCACCCCAUCAAGAUGCAGAGCUGCUACGAGAAGAUGGAGCCCCUGCGGCUGGACGGGCUGCAGCAGCGUUUCGACGUGUCCAGCACGUCCGUGUUCAAGCAGCGAGCCCAGAUCUACAUGCGUGAGCAAAUGGACAACACCGUGUACACCUUCGAGACCCUCCUGCACCAGGAGCUGGGCAAGGGGCCCACCAAGGAGGAGCUGUGCAAGUCCAUCCAGCGGGUCCUUGAUCGGGUGCUGAAGAAAUACAACUAUGACAGCAGCUCCGUGCGGAAACGCUUCUUCCGGGAGGCGCUGCUGCAGAUCACGAUCCCGUUCCUGCUCAAGAAGCUGGCCCCCACCUGCAAGUCGGAGCUGCCCCGGUUCCAGGAGCUGAUCUUCGAGGACUUUGCCAGGUUUAUCCUGGUAGAGAACACGUACGAGGAGGUGGUGCUGCAGACGGUCAUGAAGGACAUCCUGCAGGCUGUGAAGGAGGCCGCUGUGCAGAGGAAGCACAACCUGUACCGGGACAGCGUGGUCCUGCACAACAGUGACCCCAACCUGCACCUGCUGGCCGGGGACUCUCCCAUCGACUGGGGUGAGGAGUACGGCGGCAGUGGGGGUGUCAGUGGGGACAGUGGCAGCCCCAGCUCCAGUGUCCCGGAAGCAGCCACCACCUCGGAAAAACGACGGCGUGCCAAGCAGGUGGUGUCCGUGGUCCAGGAUGAGGAAGCAGGGCUGCCCUUCGAGGCUGGCCCUGAGCUACUGUCACCUGCAUCCCUGGACAGUGUCACUGAGGUCCGUGACCUGCUGGCGCAGGAUCUGCGGGCUGAGAGCCCCCCGCCGGCCUGCCCCUUGCUCAACGGGGCCCCCUUGCAGAAGAGCCCCCAGUCCGUGAACAUCUCUGUGCCCUCCUCACCACCUCUGCCCUCCUCACCACCUGUGGCCUCCUCACCACCUGCGGCCUCCUCACCACCUGCCUCGCCCGUCCAGCAGCUCCCACCUGGAAAGGCUGUGGACCUGGAGCCUCCCAAACCCAAUGACCAGGAGACCGGGGAACAGGAGGCCAGCCCUGGUGGCCGCCCCCCCAUCCACACCACCACCGAGGACAGCGCAGGGGUGCAGACUGAGUUCUAGGCUGGCCACCCCGAGCUUCUGUUGGACAAGGCGCACAGGCCCCUCCCUCCGAGGCGCUGGCAAGCUCGGCUCUGGGCAGGAGCGAGGGUCUGUGCCUCUGGGUGGAGGUGGGCAAGGCUGGUGCGGCAUCUCUGGGCUGGACAGGGACGGGCUCACCUGAAGUCACUUUAUUGGGUUCAGCCAUACUUUGUUGCUCUGUUUUCUCUUCUGUGGGGUGAUCCUGGCUUUCCUGCUUGUGCUGGGGGCUGAGCAUAACUGAGGGGCUGAGGAGCACCCCAGUUCUCUGGGUCCUCCCUUCCUGCCUUCCCUCUGUGGCCUGUUUCCCCCGUGGGUUCUGUCAUCUUUGCAGAGAGGGAGGUGAAGGCAUGGUCUGCUGACUCACAGCCUGUGAAUCCCCCUCACCGAGGGCUCAUCAGGAACAUGGAGGGCUGGGCCCAGAGGCCAGCUCUGGAGGGGACAGUGGCCUCGCUUUCCCCGCCCGGUGAGGGGAGGUGCAAGGAAGGAGUCUUCAGGCUAGAGCUGGCUGGGGAGGGUGCUCCGUGAAGGGAGAUGGGGCCACAGGCCUGGGGUGAACGAGAAAGGCCCAGAUGUGCUGGUCUGGGGAGGAAGUGUCUGAGGCAGGAGGGGCGAGUGUGUGAGCAGCGGGCAGAGGGAGCCUUGCGGAGGCCGGCAGCCCGUCAGGCCUUUGUCUCCCCCACUUCCAGCCCCUGCAGUCUCCCACCUGCCUGCCAGGUCCGGAGUUCUGUGCCCACCUGCUGGGCUGGGCUGAGGGGAGGUGGGGGCCACCUCCAAGGUACGUGCUGUCCACUGAGGGAGCUGGUAGGGGUCCUGAGGGGCCAUGGCUCCCCAAGGCACCGCUGGUGGUUGCUCUGAGGACUUGGGGUCAGGCUGUGGCUUGGCCCUUACUUCCUGAGUCACCAGGUCACCUCACCCUGAACAUUCCAGACCCUUUUUCAAAUGUGAGUCAUGUGGGGCCAACUAUCCUUCAGCUGCUUGUUCCGGGGGUGAGGGUCAAGCCAAGGCAACCUCAGCCUGGCAGGGCAGACCCUGACUCCUUCAGGGCCCUAGGGUGGGGUCCGGGCCUUGCACCCCCAGGACCGGCAGCAGUGGUUGGCGCUCGGGGCCCCGCUUCCCCACCAGCCCUAAUGUCAAGCGCUUCACGAGCCUCUUUCACCGACAGACCAUCCUCAGAUGUUCUCCUCUGGCGCCUUCUUCUGGGGUAUCCAGUCAUCCUUCCCAGACACUGUAUUGAAAAUAUUAAGCGAAGUGUUUAAGCCUGUAC
This is a messenger RNA of Molossus molossus (Pallas's mastiff bat), 3641 nucleotides long. It is a transcript of the gene NIBAN2, whose product is annotated as niban apoptosis regulator 2. The transcript has 14 exons. The record is from RefSeq and is a predicted model, not a curated record. The coding region runs from base 53 to 2359 and encodes 768 amino acids. NCBI's taxonomy places the organism in Eukaryota, Metazoa, Chordata, Mammalia, Chiroptera, Molossidae.